Messenger RNA from Myodes glareolus (Bank vole), 1636 nucleotides. RefSeq names its product mitochondrial assembly of ribosomal large subunit 1 (gene Malsu1). The record is from RefSeq and is a predicted model, not a curated record. Gene Ontology annotation, cellular component: mitochondrion. Lineage: Eukaryota; Metazoa; Chordata; Mammalia; Rodentia; Cricetidae. Gene Ontology annotation, molecular function: ribosomal large subunit binding. Gene Ontology annotation, biological process: negative regulation of ribosome biogenesis; negative regulation of translation.
AUGACGUAGAAUCCCGGAGCCGCGCUGAGGGCCCUGCCCCCAGAGAAGCAGCCGCGACAGCCAUGGGUCCCGGCUGGUCGCCUACACGGCGGCUGUGGCCGCUGCUGUGGCGCAGGGUGGUCUCGCAGCCAGCGGGCCCCGCGGUGUCUUCGGUUCCCCGGCUUCCUCGGCUGGCAGAGCGAUGGCUUUCGGCAGGGCUGGCGGCCGGCCCGACCCCGAGCCCGGCGCGCGGCCUGCACCGUGAACCUCAGCCGCAGGAGCGGCCCGAUGGCGAGGCGAGGCUGCAGCCGGGAGCCGCAGAUCACAUUGGCUCCAAGUUUGAUAUCGAUAUGCUGGUUUCACUUCUGAGGCAAGAAAAUGCAAGAGACAUUUGUGUGAUCAAGGUUCCUCCAGAAAUGAAAUACACAGACUACUUUGUAAUUGGUAGUGGGACUUCCAGCCGGCACUUACACGCUAUGGCCUACUACAUUGUGAAGAUGUAUAAACACCUGAAAUGUAGAAGUGACCCGUAUGUCAAAAUUGAAGGGAAGGACACGGAUGACUGGCUGUGUGUGGAUUUUGGCAGUAUGGUGAUCCAUUUGAUGCUUCCAGAAACCAGAGAAACCUAUGAAUUAGAGAAAUUAUGGACUCUACGUUCUUUUGAUGACCAGUUAGCUCAGAUAGAAGCUGAGACGUUACCUGAAGACUUCAUUCUUGGACUAGAAGAUGCCGCCUCAUCCCUGACUCCAGUGGAGUUCAAAUGUGAAUAAAAGGAAUGCCUCUCAUCCCUUAGACGUGAGCCAUCUGCAAGUGCAGGUCCUAGCCCUAUCUGCUUGGUCACUACAAGUUAUGUCUACCUCUUGGACACUCAUGCUGAUGGCGGCCAUGCAGAGACUGUAGAUAAAUUAGCUCACAGACCAAGAACCAGGAAUUCAGUCCCAGUUUUUCAGCAUACUGCCUUUACUUUUGAGAUCAUAUCAGAAUUACUAGCACUGAUCCCCAAUAUUAACUCAAGUUCUCUGCUCAGAUUAUUAAAUUUGUUUAACUGUCAAUCUUACUGUGGAAUGGCCAGAGCUUGGAAAGAGCAUCUGUACAACCCUUCCAGAAGAAAGCAGAAUAUUUAGAUUAUUAGGAAAAAUUAUACAAAUCUUUAGUUCAUAUGAAAUAGGAUAAUCAAAGUUCACCUUAAUGUACCAGAGGCUGAAAAAAAAACAACUUACCAGUAGGUUAUUGCGUAGUGUAAGAUGCAUAUUGUGGGAAUAAAUUCAGGAGCACUCAACUGAAAACAGACUACAAAAAGCUGUGGCUUAUGAUGAAAACUUUAUUCUGCAUCAAGGUACCUGGAAAACGAAGCUGGGGCACAUUAUAGAUGAGAAAUGAUCCAUAAAUGGUGAAUACAAAACUCAGUUAUAGAUUCCUCUCAGCACCAGGUACUCCAGACUACCAAUGCCUAAGUGAAAGUAAAGCAUGGUUUGCCACAGUGAAAGGCCAGACGUGAGACAUGGCAGAAUUGAAACCAGCAGAUAUAAAUGCAGCACCUGUCAGUUAAACAAAUACUGGGAAAACCAAAUAUUGAGGAAGAGUUCUGGCCUUAAACACAUCUCCCCUGAAAUCCAAGCAGGGGAACAGGUCACUUUUUUUUAAAGCAGUUUAAAUC